This is a messenger RNA of Balearica regulorum gibbericeps (East African grey crowned-crane), 685 nucleotides long. RefSeq names its product retinol binding protein 1 (gene RBP1). Lineage: Eukaryota; Metazoa; Chordata; Aves; Gruiformes; Gruidae. Gene Ontology annotation, cellular component: cytosol. The record is from RefSeq and is a predicted model, not a curated record. Gene Ontology annotation, biological process: retinoic acid biosynthetic process; vitamin A metabolic process. Gene Ontology annotation, molecular function: lipid binding.
GAAUCAACACACUGUUCUGAGACUUUGAUUUUGACAAUUACCUAAAGUGGGGAUGCCUGCAGAUUUCAAUGGUUACUGGAAAAUGGUCAGCAAUGACAAUUUUGAGGAGUAUCUGAAAGCACUGGAUGUAAAUGUUGCUGUAAGAAAAAUAGCAAACUUGCUAAAACCUGACAAAGAAAUCCUUCAGAAUGGGGAUCAUAUGAUCAUUAAAACGCUAAGCACUUUUAGAAACUACAUCAUGGAAUUUGAUGUAGGAAAGGAGUUUGAGGAGGAUUUAGCUGGGGUGGAUGAUCGCAAAUGCAUGACCACUGUAUCUUGGGAUGGAGAUAAGCUUCUUUGUGUUCAGAAUGGAGAAAAAGAAGGUCGUGGUUGGACCCAGUGGAUUGAAGGAGAUGAAAUGCACCUGGAAAUAAGAGUGUGCGGAGUCAAGUGUAAGCAGGUUUUUAAGAAGGUACAGUGAGCCCACUGCUGAUACAGAAGUGAAGAACAGUAGAAUUUGCAGACUUACCACCACAUCUCCAAAUGCUAGUAAUGAACACCAUCAGUGACAAGAGCAAACACAGAAAUGAAGAUCGUAUUAGAACUGAAUAGUUAGAAUAAAAUAUUUUAACAAAUCAUUUUAAAGAAAUAACUGCAAAUAAAACUGUUUUUAGAAAUGCCAAUUAAAGAUACUAAACACUAUAAA